Pneumocystis jirovecii RU7 is the source of this 837-nucleotide messenger RNA. Its product is annotated as ribosomal RNA large subunit methyltransferase J. Gene Ontology annotation, molecular function: tRNA methyltransferase activity. The record is from RefSeq and is a predicted model, not a curated record. Gene Ontology annotation, cellular component: cytoplasm. Lineage: Eukaryota; Fungi; Ascomycota; Pneumocystomycetes; Pneumocystales; Pneumocystaceae. Gene Ontology annotation, biological process: tRNA methylation; cytoplasmic translation. The transcript is spliced from 8 exons. The coding region runs from base 1 to 837 and encodes 278 amino acids.
AUGGGAAAAUCAAGACUUGCAAAAGAAGAAGGAUGGAGAGCUCGUUCAGCAUUUAAAUUGAUUCAGUUAGAUGAAGAAUUUGGGCUUUUAAAAGACGUUAAAAGAGUUAUAGAUUUAUGUGCUGCUCCUGGAUCUUGGUCUCAAGUUCUCUCAAAAAAAUUAAUAGAGGAUAAUGAUUCUUGUGAAAACAUAACGAUUGUUGCAGUUGAUUUACAACCAAUGACUCCUAUUAAAGGAGUAAAAACUCUUCAAGCAGAUAUUACACAUCCAGAUACUCUCUCUCGUAUUUUAGAAAUAUUUGGUAAUAAACAUGCAGAUUUGGUUAUUUGUGAUGACGUUACUGGUUUACAUGAUCUUGAUGAAUAUAUUCAAGAACAGCUUCUUUUUUCUGCUUUAAAUAUGACUACUUGUAUACUUCGUCCUGGAGGAAAUUUUGUUGCAAAAAUAUUUCGUGGUAGAGACAUUAGUUUUUUAUACGCUCAAUUAAAAUGCUUUUUUGAAAAAGUAACAUGUGCAAAACCUCUUAGUAGCCGAGGAAGUUCUAUUGAGGCAUAUGUUGUUUGUGAAAAUUUUUCUUUGCCUGAAGGUUAUAAACCAGAUAUUUCUGCUCCUUUUCAAGAAAAAAAUGAUCCCGAUAUGAGUUAUAUUGUUCCUUUUGUAGCAUGUGGAGAUUUAAGUGCUUAUGAUUCAGAAGCAACGUAUGUUUUUGAUACAGAUAAAAACUCAACAAGUUUAGAUGCCAUUCAGCCCCCUAUUGCUCCUCCAUAUAAAAGGGCUAUUGAAAUGAAAAGAAAAGGCGAAUUACAUAAUCAAAAAUGGACUUAUUAUGGAACGUAA